UGGCUCCAGAUAUAAACACAGAGCUGCUCUCUGUACCCGCUGCGCUCCUCAGUCUCUUCACAACCAGCAGACAGUUUGCUCCAAGAGGCCGAGGAACAGGAAAAAAAGCCAGGAGGGGACGAUCUCUGGCGCAUUCCCAAGGAUGGAGGAUUCUCCAUCCAAGCCAUCUGUGGCUGAGCUGGCUGGGAGGUUCAAAGGUCACAUUUUACCAAUGCCCACCUCAAAUGACGAGGUGCCAUUUCGAAGAAGACCCCCAUGUUCCCUGAAGCUGCAACAUCAAAAAGAUGAUGAAGAAUCAGAUAAAACUAUCGUCUCACCAAAUCCCUUUAAAAUCAAGGUGAAGAACUCCGCCAUCAUUGAGAAACUUCAGGCCAAUCUUGCUCUGUCACCCACUGCUCUGCUGCCUUCGCCCAAGAGUCCUGAAGUGAAGCUCCAGCCAGCACCGUUGUCCCCCACCACACCGUGCAGCCCGCAGAGCCCCCUGAGCCCCACCCUGCGGUCCUCACAUCAGUCCAGUGAAGAGGAGGAUCCCAUCACCUUCGACAGCCCUCCUGAGGGCACCACGCUGCCAAGCUUCAACAAGACUCGUGCACGACUGUCAUUCAAAAGGCGCCCGCCCACGAGACAGCACAGGAGGUCAGCUGGAGAAGAGGCGGGAGCCUUUGGGAGUGCUCUGUCCCCAUGUGAACUGAAUAGCCCAAAGGAAAAUGGGGACAUGGACCAGGUAUUCGAAUACGGACAGUCGGCAAGUCUGAAAGAAGCCGAUGAGAGGGACAGGGACUGUGAAAACACAGAGGAUGAGGUAGCAAAGAGUGAUCCAGACAACAGGGGAGAUCCGGAGGAGGAGCAGGAAGCAGAACAAGCUUUGGAAGAGGAACAACAGCCUUCAGAGUCUUGCCCUGCCAAGGAGACGGAGGAGGAGGAGAUGCCUCAGGAGAAGCACCAAAGAGGAAAUGACAUUGCGUGAACUGUGAAUAUUUACUUCAAGAAAAAAUAUAUAAGUAUGAAUAAGUUAUUCUUAUGCUUUGAUUAAAAUAACUCUUUCAAAAAUACUCAGAAAAAGUUAAUCUGAUUUUAAAUUUCUUGGUACCUGCUCUUUUUUGAAGUCCCUCUGUCGCCCUCUCCUGGCCAUCUACAUAGCAGGUCUAUAAACACUGGAGAGUUUGGAGAAGCAGCUGUUCUCUGCUCAUGGAAAUAAGCAUCAAAGUUGAUACUGUAUUCAUUUUCAGGCAGAGGAAAUUUGCGUCAUAUUGUAUCAAGUCUGCAUGACCAGACUCCUGUUUUUAUAACAAAUAGCUUUUUUUCUUUGCAAAUCAAAGACAUUGUUAUGAGUGCACUUUCUGUCAAAGGUAUCAGUUGUGUACAAAUGACUUUGGAUAUACUGAAUAGAAGUCAUAUAUACUUCAUAUACAUAUAUAUGUAUAUAAAUAUGUAUAUACAUAUAUAUAUAUAUAUAUAUAUAUAUAUUAGUAGAUAUAUAAAAUGUUCUGUCAUCAUACCAAAUCCCUGUCACUUUUGGUUGAACUUAUGUACUUUGCUUGUCUAGUUUUCCUCCGACUGUCUGCUUGUUUUACAUUUUGUAUUCUACGAACUAUCUAAAUCACAGUGCUACUGAGGAGGGGCUCAGGUCCUCGGCAGUUAUGCACAGAAAUGUUAAGAAAAUAAACAGCUUCCUCCUGUAAGAAAAGUUGA
Epinephelus lanceolatus (giant grouper) is the source of this 1692-nucleotide messenger RNA. RefSeq names its product capZ-interacting protein. Lineage: Eukaryota; Metazoa; Chordata; Actinopteri; Perciformes; Serranidae. The record is from RefSeq and is a predicted model, not a curated record.